This is a messenger RNA of Pocillopora meandrina, 3553 nucleotides long. The record is from the annotation of a GenBank genome assembly. Lineage: Eukaryota; Metazoa; Cnidaria; Anthozoa; Scleractinia; Pocilloporidae.
AUGGCGGUCUGUGUCGCUGUCAUAGGGAAAGAGGUAAACACUUCAUCUUUUUCGCGUUUAGAAACGAUUUUGAGCUUAUUUCACAGAUACUUUUUUGUUCAUUGAAUAUUUCAGAAUUAUCCGCUGUAUCUUCGGACCGUCUCUCCGGAAGAGGAGUUGAAAUUUCACUACACAGUUCAUACCUCGUUAGAUGUUGUCGAAGAAAAAGGUGGAUGAUUUUAGAACGAUAACUGUAUAUUUUAAGACAUCGCUAGGACGUACAAAAUAAAAUAUGCCUGGUUAUAAGUAAGUGUAAGGGUUAGGGUUAGGGUUUAAUAAGUAUAAGUUAGCCAUUAUCUGUUAUGGAAUUUUUUUUAUAUCCGUUCAAUUGAUUUUUUUUUACUCUCAUGAGCACUUAAUACCAGUAUUUCAAAAAUUCUUGGAAAUUUUGUGACCUCUUUUGUGGAAAUAGGUUAUUUUUUUGCCCAUAAUUAUUCUGCACCGUCAAGUCCUACCGCAAGUUUCAGAUUAUGUUUUGCUUGUUAUUGUGUUUUAUGCUCAUUUUUUUUAACAACUCUAUUUCAUUGUUCAGUUCCUUGCUAUGUCCUUCAAAAUUUGGGUCAUUCAUCAUUCAUGACUAAUCUUGGGUAGCCUCAGAAACCUUUCUCAAAGGUGAUAUGUAUUUAAUAUAUUGCAUUCUUAGUGUCAUCCCUGACUAAAAGUUCCAAUGAUCCUCGAGAACUCUACCUUGGUUUAUUAUAUCCCACUGAAGACUAUAAAGUGUAUCCUUUUAAACUUUGUCACAUGUAUAUAGUUCAGAUCUGUUAUAGAAAUGUGGAAAAAGGUAAUUUUUUUUCAUUAUAGCCAUGUAGGAAACAUAUAUUCCAAAAACAAAUUUUGCUACUUUGAAACAAGAAUAUUCCAUUGCCUUGGGUCAAAAGUAUUUUUGCUUCCAGGACACAAAUUUCCCUUUUGGAACAUGUUUCCCAGUUUAGCCACAAUGUUACUGCUCCAAUUUUGUUUUAGCUUGGCCAUGCUUCUCAUUUUUAUUUAUCUAAUUGUAUUUGUUACAGAGUUUGACCAUUUUGUAGUUUUUGUCUGUAUAUCUCUGCAUGAAGUUUUUAAAAAAGUGUGCCAGCUUGUGUAGCAGAUUUCCAGUUUACUGGAUGUAGGUGGCUACUUCCAUAUAUAUUUUACUGAACAAUCUUUGACUAAGGUUACAGGUAUGGGUAUGUUACAAACUCCAAAAUCAAGUUUGUAAUUGUAGUUGAGUCAGCAAACACUGCAUUAAGAGACAAUGAGAUAAGAACGGUAAGCUGUUAUACCUGUUGCAAAUUGAUAUGUGUAUUUCCUUAUUUACUCGGUACCAAGUUUCUAUUUGAUUCUUACUUUAGUUUACUAUAAAAUUUAUAAAUGUAAAUUUAUAAAUUUACAGCAAUUUUUAACUUUUUAAUUUUACAAGCUUGUUCAGUUAUAUCUUAAUUAAGAUUUUUCACCAUGGUUUACUAUUAAAUUUACAAAUGUUACAGUAUUGUAUGAUUUUUUUUUUCACACCAUUUUUCUAAUCUAAGCCCUGUUUCUUGAAAGUCCUCAUAACUUAACUGCCAGCAGAAAUGUUUUAAAAUAUAAUUCUAAGGAAUAAUAAAUGCAGGUCUAAAUUAGCUGAAAAACCAACUCAUUCUUAUGUUUCCCCAUGUAUCAGUUGUUUGAAUUUAAGAAAUGUUUUGUUACUUGACCUUAAACAAAACACAACAAAACAGAAAUUAACUUUACAAGCUUGAGAAACCAACCCCAAGUAUCUUAACUUUAUCCCUGAGAUCAUACCUAGCUCCUUGAUCACAGUUGUAGUUUGGUUCACACAUUCAUUACACUGAAGAAUUAUCAAGCUUUGCAUCAGUACCUAAGCCAAGAACUGGUAAAAACCCAAACAUUUAGUGUGGUAAAUUGUGGUUACUUAUUUGUUUGGGAAAUGAAUGUGUGCUCUCAAGGUUCCAUGAAACCAUAUCGAUUGUAACACCUGGAUGUUCAAACACUGACCACUUUCAGACUAAAAAGGGUCCAAAGUCAUAGCAGCACAUAUCUAUUUAGCUGAUAUGGAGGAAGACUUUUCUCUUGGGGUUGGGAGUGGGGCUGGGGGAAAAGAUCUGUUUUUAGUGGAACCCUUGUGAUUAUGUAUUACACUUCCAAUAAUUUUGCUGCUUUGACUUUGGUUGCAAGGAUUGAAAAGAAAUUUCUCUAUGAAAAGACCUUCCCUCAGGAAAGUUAACUCAAAUUACCCAUGAAAUAAAUUUUCAGCCAUAGCCUUCUCAAAUAUUCACAUUGUCAUUCUUACUUGCACUCAUGGUGAUGGCAUCAAGAGGCAGAAAGAAUCAAGCAAUCUCUUCCAUUAUUUUUCUUUAAUCUUUGCAAAUCUCUUGAUUUUUUUUCUUUUUUCAUUACUAUUUUCGCCAGAUGUUUCGCAAACUUCAUGUGGCUUAUACAGAUAUGUUCUGCAAUCCUUUUUACAACCCAGGAGAAAAUAUAACAUCAAGGUAAGCUUAAACGAGCCACAGCCUUUAACUUCAAGGAAGCAGCUAUAUUUAAAUGCAUCUUACACUCAGUCUGCCAAACUUGAGAAUUUUACUUUUAAGUUUUAAAAGGAAUCUGAAGACAGCUCACAACACUUUGUAACAAGGGUUACACUUCUAUACACUUAUUUGGAGGUUAUCAAAGUACAUGCAGUUUUGUCAGUUGAUUACUUCAAUCGCAUCCCUUAACCUAUCACUUUAUCUCCAGGCGUUUUGAAGAGGCAAUUGUGAAAAUGAUGAAAGAAGAUUAAUCAACAGAAUCAGUUGCAGUACUUGGCAAUUACAUUACUCUAGCUGUGUAGCUGUUUGUGAAUGCUUUCAGGCAGGUUAUGGCAUUUGAAAGUAUGGUACUAUUGGGAACAAAUUGACUCACUGGAAAAAUCAUGAUGGAUAUCACAGACAGCCACAUUGACCAGGCAUCACUAAAUGCAAUCUUGUUGAUUUUCAAAUUUAUAUUGUAAUGUAGAUUUUGUAACACAGAACGAGUGGAAACUCAAAGAAACAGGCCUGCUAAGCAAAAGUUAAACAUGUGGAGAGGCCACCACAAACUUAAGUAAUGGACUAUGCAAAUACACUGUAUUUUAUAGAAAACAAAGACACAGUUGUAUUUUGAGUAGGUCAAAGAAAAUGGAAGGAAGACUUGGUUUUAGAGGUGUGAGCCUGUUACACCCUAACAUCAGAAUCCACUUUCUCCAUAAUCUUCUACAUAAAUUUCCACUUGUACUUACAAGGAGAAUUUGUUUAACAAUCAAAUCUUUUCCUCUUGAUCUUAAUGAAGCAUUCAGCUGUAUAACAGUAAGGAAAAAUUUCAAGCUGGUCACUUAGGAUCUGAGGGGUUCGUGCAGCAUUAUUCUAGGCUGACCGUGCCUCUCUCUAAACAAAAGUAUAACUACAGAAUGGUCAGAAAAAAAUUGACCAAUUGUAAGUAGAUUAUAUGCGAUGGACUGAAAACCCACCUGGCUUGGCAGAAUCAAAUGUCAUAAUCAACAACAACAGACACUGCAGGU